Messenger RNA from Triticum aestivum (bread wheat), 1730 nucleotides. Its product is annotated as cytochrome P450 709B2. The record is from RefSeq and is a predicted model, not a curated record. Gene Ontology annotation, molecular function: heme binding; monooxygenase activity; iron ion binding. The coding region runs from base 35 to 1594 and encodes 519 amino acids. The transcript is spliced from 4 exons. Lineage: Eukaryota; Viridiplantae; Streptophyta; Magnoliopsida; Poales; Poaceae.
GAGUUUCCUAAGUCCUAACGCACACACCAACACCAUGGGCGCGGCCAUGAUCUGGACGGUGGCGGCCGGUGCGGCGGCGGCGCUGGCCUCGUGGUGGGCGCUCAGCGCGCUGUCGCGGUUCGUGUGGCGGCCCCGCGCCAUAGCCAGGGCGUUCCGGGCGCAGGGCGUUGGCGGGCCAGACUACCAGUUCCUGGUCGGCAACCUCCUGGAGAUGAAGCGGCUCAUCGCCGAGGCCGCCGGCCUCGCGCUCGACGCCGGCUGCCACGACUAUGGCGCUCUGGUGCAGCCCCACUUACGUAAAUGGAUGGCCCUCUACGGGCGGACGUUCGUGUCCUGGUUCGGGGAGAAGCCGCAGUUGUUCAUGGGCGGCGUGAACAUGGUGCAGCAGGUGCUCUCCGACCGCACGGGGCUGUUCACCAAGAAUCCCGUCAACGAUCACUUCACCCGCGGGCUCGGCAAGGGGCUCAUCCUCAUCGACGGCGACGAGUGGAAGCGCCACCGGAAGGUCGUCCACCCAGUCUUCAACCUUGACAAGCUAAAGAUGUUGGCAGUGACCGUGUCCGGCUGUUUUCGGUCAGUGGUCUCCGACUGGGAGACAAAGUUGGAGAAGGGCAACGGCGAAUUGGAGAUCGAGAUUAGCUGCCAGUUCGGGGAGAUUGCAGCUGAUGUGAUCUCGCACGUAGCGUUUGGCAGAAACCACAAAGAGGCCAAGGAAGUACAUCUCAUACAGAAAGAGCUCCAGUAUCUUGUCUUCUAUAGUCUAUUCAAUGACGUUUUGAGCCAUAUCUCAGUAUUCAGGUAUCUCCCAACAAAAAAUAACCUGAAGAUGUGGAGGCUCCAGAGAAAGGUGAGGAGCAUACUGAUCAACAUCAUCGAAAGCCGGCUCGCCGCGAAGGACACAACAGGCUACGGGAACGACAUGCUCGGGGUAAUCCUGGAGGCAUGCGCGCCGGAGCAGGUGCAAAAUCCGCUCAUGAGCAUAGAUGAGAUCAUAGAAGAGUGCAAAACCUUCUACUUAGCUGGGCACGAGACCACAACACAGAUGCUUACCUGGACCAUGUUCUUGCUGAGCACGCAUGGGGAGUGGCAGCAGACGCUCAGAGAGGAGGUGCUAAGUGAGUGUGGCAACGAAAUCCCCACUGGCGACAUGCUCAACAAGCUGAAACUGGUCAACAUGUUCAUCCUUGAAACUCUCAGAUUAUACGCCCCCGUCUCACUAACCCAGAGGAUAGCGGGAUCAGAUGUCGAGCUCAAUGGCAUCAGGGUGCCUAAAGGCACGAUCUUGACAAUCCCGAUCAAAACGAUACACCGUGACAAAGAGCUAUGGGGCGAGGAUGCCGACGAAUUUAAGCCUAUGAGGUUUGAGAAUGGAGCGACGAGAGCCGCGAAGCACCCCAAUGCAUUUGUGCCCUUCUCUAGUGGACCAAGGGCAUGCGUUGGCCAGAACUUUGCCAUGAUCGAGGUGAAGGUCGUGGUGGCAAUGAUCCUGCAGAGGUUCUCAGUGACGAUAUCUCCGAAGUACGUCCAUGCGCCAAAGGAUGUUUUCACGAUAUGCCCCAAAUAUGGGCUUCCUGUUGUCCUUAGGAGCCUGUAGAGUUUGCUUAUAUCGAAGAUAAUACGUCUAUACCACGCUACAUCAAUUCUCGUUCGUGUUGUAAUGUUCACAGAUUUCAUCAUCUUGAUUGUGCCACAUGCUAUUUUUACACUUCAAUAAAAACUGUUUUCAUGCC